AUGAGUUCGUCGAAACGCGUUCUUAAAGCCGGUAUACUAGGAGCAACAGGCACAGUAGGACAACGUUUUAUCCUUCUACUUUCAGUUCAUCCUCAUUUCACCAUUCAUAGCGUUGGUGCCUCUUCACGUUCAGCGGGUAAAAAAUACUGUCAAGCGACAAAAUGGAGAAUGACUAGUCCAAUAGCUGCUGAUAUUAAAGAUAUGAUUAUUAAAGAAUGUAUUCCAGAAUUAUUUAAAGAUUGUGACGUGAUAUUUUCAGGUUUAGAUUCCGAUGUUGCCGGUGAUAUUGGUUUCCUUGUUACAAAUGCCAAUUGUUCAACAACUGGUCUUGUUGUUGCUUUAAAACCUCUGCAGGACUCAUUUGGUCCUAUAGAAUCUGUAAUUGUUCACACAAUGCAAGCAGUUUCAGGAGCUGGAUAUCCUGGUGUCGCAUCACUUGACAUUUUCGAUAAUGUAGUUCCUUACAUUUCGGGAGAAGAAGAAAAAAUGGAAUAUGAAACACUUAAAAUUUUAGGUGAUUUAAAUCAAGAAGCUACAGGAUUUCAAUUACUAUCCUCAAUGUCAGUAUCUGCAUCUUGUAAUCGUGUACCUGUAAUUGAUGGACAUACGGAAUGUGUUUCUGUUAAAUUUAAAAAUCGACCUCCACCUUCACCUGAACAAAUUAUACAAGCGUUUGAUUCCUAUAUAUCAGAGGCACAACAAAUUGGAUGUUAUUCUGCGCCUGAAAACCCGAUUUUAGUACAAAAUGAACAAGAUAGACCACAACCAAGAUUUGAUAGAGAUAAUGGUAAUGGGUAUAGUGUUACUGUUG
Molecule: messenger RNA, 811 nt
Organism: Racocetra fulgida
Lineage: Eukaryota; Fungi; Glomeromycota; Glomeromycetes; Diversisporales; Gigasporaceae
Source: the annotation of a GenBank genome assembly